UGAAAAUAUAAUUUAUGAAAAUAAGGGCGACAAACAGCCACAAGGGUUUUGGAUAAUUGGAUUUGCCCCUACCGUUAACCCAAAAAAACUGCAAAGAACACGGGGUGAAGAGAAAACGAAGGGGGCGACCAAUUUGGACGCUGCAAUCGUCCACAGUAUUGGAAACUCUGUAUCACCAGGUGCGGCAAAAAUUUGCAUCAUGGAAGCUCAGCUUACAGAUGCUGUAGCUGCCUAUCCAUGUGUUAGAGCCACCAUUCACCUAGGAUCAGAAAGAUUCUUUGUUCAGGCAAACAAUGGGGUUCUUUCUGAGCAAUUGGUUUCAGUGAAGGAGCAGAGCAUGGGCAUACUGAAGGACUUCAUAACGAAACAUAAUAUUCCAACUGAAGUUCCUGAUGAACCCGAAGAGGUCUCUUCAGAAGACGACAGUGAAAUAUCUGCAAAGCCUCCAAUGAAGAAAUCGAAGAAUGGACAAUAAAAUGUUCUGUCAUAGUAGGUACAAAUCUAAUUCGCAGCACAUGUUUCAAUAAUUUUCUGUUGGGAGUAUUAAAAUUUACCUUGGAUUUAAUUGUUUCUCCUUAUUAGCAUGGAACUUCAUUAGUGUUCUUUUUGCUAUAUAAGUUUACCCAAUUGCUUAUAA
Messenger RNA from Olea europaea var. sylvestris, 637 nucleotides. RefSeq lists its product as uncharacterized. The record is from RefSeq and is a predicted model, not a curated record. The transcript is spliced from 2 exons. The coding region runs from base 200 to 475 and encodes 91 amino acids. Lineage: Eukaryota; Viridiplantae; Streptophyta; Magnoliopsida; Lamiales; Oleaceae.